AUGGCAAGGCAGGCCAGAGAAGGAAAUUCAGAUAGCGAUGGAGAGAGCGACAAUGAGGUACUAAUCGAAGAAGAGGAUAUCAAGAAAGGAAAGGAAGCCUGCGCUAAAAGCCUCAUAGGCCGUGUGUUUGCGGAUAAAAAAUUUUCUGUUGGAACUAUAGAGAACGCCUUCAGAUCCAUAUGGAGUAGACCAGAAGGAUUCAGAGUCUCGGAUAGAGGAGGCAACAAUUUCCAAUUUUUCUUUGACAAUGACAAAGAUUUGAUGAAGAUUGAAAAAGGUUCUCCGUGGCUCUUUAAAGAUUAUGUCCUCCAUGUGAGGAGAUGGAAUAACUCUGAUCGAAGGGAGGAGAGGGAGAUGCAAGGCUUUCCGGUAUGGGCUCAAUUUUGGGGAUUGCCAGAAUGCUAUAAAACUAUAGAAGUUGGAAGGAAACUGGCUGAGAAAAUUGGUGGGGUUAUAGAGGUUGGCUUCUACGAAAUGAAGGGUGGAGAAUCCAGGAUAAUCAAGACCAGGGUGGAAAUGGAUGCAUCCAAAAAACUCAAAGAUCACGUCUGUGUGAUUGGCCCUAAUCAUCAGGCUGUUGAAAUUGGUGUGCGGUAUGAAAAGCUUGGGAGAUUCUGCACUUAUUGCGCAAGGUUAGGGCACGAGCCAAAGGGGUGUGAACUACUCGAUACAGAUUCAGUAAUGAAAUCAGUGCGGCAAGAUAAAAUUGGAGAUUGGAUAAAAGCUUACCAGAUGGGUAGGAGGAUUAACAACGAAUUCAAUGGUUAUAAUGUGCCUGGCGCUAACCUGAAUGACCAAGGGGACAAACCUAAGAAAAAACCUAUUCCUAGCUGGUUACUUAAUAGCCUCUCAGGUCUCUCUAUGAAAGAAACGGUAGGAGCAAAACUGGCCCCAGAGGUGAAUAGUUCUCACUCAAAAAGCGACUCGUUGUUGGAGACUUCAGAAGCAAACUUGGUAGACAUAACCUCAGCAAGUACCAAGGAACCACAAGAAGGAGUGCAAGGUCUUAUGGCUGUAGAAGAGGUUCAAAAUGUCGAUCAAUCUUAUUCACCAAGAAAGGAGUGA
Molecule: messenger RNA, 1065 nt
Organism: Arachis stenosperma
Lineage: Eukaryota; Viridiplantae; Streptophyta; Magnoliopsida; Fabales; Fabaceae
Exons: 2
Coding region: 1-1065 (354 amino acids)
Source: RefSeq, a predicted model, not a curated record